GUGUGGCUGCACCCUCAGAAAUCAAUAAAAUGUAGUUGUUUCUCUUGUUUUCUAUGGUUAUGGUUGUGGUUAUGGUUGUCUGUUGUCUCUGUUAAAGUUAAAGGACACUUUUUUCUGUGUUGCUCUGAGCAUAGGCUCUGAGUCUUGUUAUUGAUUUCUGAUGAUGUGUGCUAAUGUUUGGAUGUGCAUUUUGUAUUUUUAAAUUUUUACAAAUACCUGUUUAUUGGUAAUAUAAUAUACAAAUAUGAAGAAUGGAAGGAAGCUGUUUGUAACUGUAGGAACUACAAAAUUUGAAAAACUAGUGAAUAGAAUUACAGACGUAUCUAUAUUAAACCUUUUAGUUAAAUUAGGUUUCGAUUUUGUACAGAUUCAGACUGGUAUUGAAUUAUUACAGAUAUCAAUAGAUGCCGAUUUAAAGCACACCAUUUAUAAAAAAAAUGAUUCUACAACUGUAAAAUUUAAAGAUGGUUUAAAUUUAACAUUAAAAUAUAACCGAUUCUUUGAAGAGUUUGAUGAGGAAAUUAAAAAGGCCGAUUUAGUAAUUAGUCAUGCAGGUGCUGGAUCUUGUUUAGAUGUAUUAAAGCAUAAUAAACCAUUACUCGUGGUUAUUAAUGAGGAUUUGAUGGAUAACCAUCAAAGUGAACUAGCUGAACAAUUGCAAAAAAAUGGGCAUUUAUACUACUGCACUGUUGAUAAUCUUGAAGAUGGUUUAACUAGAGAUUUCACUGCUUUAAAAACAUACCCAACAGCAGAUAAGAAUUUGUUUGCCCGAUAUUUAGAUAAAUGCUGUGGUUUCUUGAAUUAAUAAAUGUAAUUUGAGA
Messenger RNA from Sitophilus oryzae (rice weevil), 821 nucleotides. Its product is annotated as UDP-N-acetylglucosamine transferase subunit ALG13 homolog. The transcript has a single exon. NCBI's taxonomy places the organism in Eukaryota, Metazoa, Arthropoda, Insecta, Coleoptera, Curculionidae. The record is from RefSeq and is a predicted model, not a curated record. Gene Ontology annotation, molecular function: hexosyltransferase activity. Bases 245 to 805 code for a protein of 186 amino acids. Gene Ontology annotation, biological process: dolichol-linked oligosaccharide biosynthetic process.